Leptopilina heterotoma is the source of this 971-nucleotide messenger RNA. Its product is annotated as cyclin N-terminal domain-containing protein 1-like. The transcript has 5 exons. Lineage: Eukaryota; Metazoa; Arthropoda; Insecta; Hymenoptera; Figitidae. The coding region runs from base 64 to 909 and encodes 281 amino acids. Gene Ontology annotation, cellular component: site of double-strand break. The record is from RefSeq and is a predicted model, not a curated record. Gene Ontology annotation, biological process: reciprocal meiotic recombination.
AAAGACUUUGCAAAAGUGUCAUUUAAAGCUCACGAAAUUUUUAAGGAAAAUUUAAUCUAAAGAAUGGAUUUUGACAGUGCUUACAUUGAUCCGUUUUUAGACGAAUGGUUGUCAUGUCUUCAAGAAAAAUCUAGACAACAGGAAAAAUUUAUUUUGGAAAAAUCAAAGUUUUUUAUUCCAAAUAUAGAAUUGAACGACAGCGAUGUGAGAUUAAUUUUUAAUAUAAUUGAACAAUUCAAAUGUCAUUCAAACGCAAAAUAUUUGGCCGUGCACCUAUUUGAAAAGUAUGUGAAUUUUAAAAUGAAGCAAAAUUUGGAUUUAAAUCCAAAUUAUAUAAUAAACAAAUCAGAAAUGAAAUUGCGUCUUUUGUCAUGCAUACAGCUCGCAAGUAAAAUGGACUCAAAUGAGGAUUAUCUUAAAAUAUCUCAUAUAAAAAGAAUCCUAAAGGAAAUGGAUCCCGAUAGAAUUUAUCCAAACAAAGUGAUUUUGGAUUCUGAAUUUUAUGUUUUUAAAUCAGUUGAAUUUGAAAUACCUACAUACACCACGAAAAAUUGUGUUGAUGUUUUGUUAGCUGCAAGUGGACUUCGCAACACGCUUGAAAUAGUGAAAUCAGCGUCAAAGCUUCUGGAUUUAUCUUAUGUUUGUCAUGAAGAAUUGCAUUCCAACUUAAAAACGAUAACUCACGAAGGUUCAAGAACGGAAUUCUUCGAUGAUAGGAAUAAUUUGUUGCUCAAAUCAAAUGCAUUAGUUUUAGGAGCUUCUAUUAUAUUCUCCUCGGUAUUUUUCAUGAAUAUGGAGAAAGGAAACUUGAAAGAAUUGUUGAAGAAAGUUGCCGUUCUUGUUGAAUUAAAAGAGACAGAUAUUUGGGAUAUGUCCAAUUCACUUCUUAGUUUAUCGUAUCAAGAAUGAGGUGUAUUCUAAGUAUUUUCUUCUAUUUCAGCAGUAUCUAAUUUCACAUUAUUGUUUUUCUA